AUGGGGAACCUCCUCGACAGCGAGUGUAUAGACAAGACAGCCAUCUGCAGCUGUCUUCGCCCGGAGCAGCAAACAGAGGAGGGGGUCCUUGAAGUUCCUGCUGCUGCUGCUGCUGCUGGUGCUGCUGCUGCUGCUGCUGCACCGGACACGAACUACCAACGCGCAGCCGACGCAGCAAAAGCAGCAGCAAGGCCGCGCAGCAGCAGCAGCAGCAGCAACAGCAGCAGCAAAGGGGGAGCAGGAAAAGCAGCAGCUGGGGCUAGAGAGACCCCCAAGAAAGGGUCUCGCUCGAAAGAGCAGCACCUGCUUCUGCUGCUGCUGCCCCUGCUGCUGCUGCCCCUGCUGCUGCUGCUCCUGCUCCUGCUGCAGAUCGUGAUGCUGCUGCUGCUCCGGCCGAAGCUUCUAAGCCAGCAGCAGCAGCAGCAGCAGCGGCAGCAAAAGAGCGAGAGGCAGCAGCAGCAGAAGCGCCUUCCACUGCAUCUGCCAGGCCUCCAGCAUCGUCCGCUCCGGCAGCAGCAGCAACAGCAGCAGCAGCAGCAGCAGCAGACACAAACUCUUUCGGCUUCUUCUUUUGUCUCUUUGGUGGAGUCUGUAAAUGAGUUUGAGGCAGCAGCAGCAGCAGAAGCCUUCCAGCAGCUGCAGCAGCAGCAGCAGCAGCAGCAAGACCAACUCGCUGUUGACCUCCCUGACGCGAGAGCAGCACUGUUUGAGCUUUGCGAGACUACCCUUGGGGGCGGCUGGCUGGAAGCAGCAGCAACAGAAGUGCUGCUGGAUGCAAUCUGCAGCGCAGCAGAUUAUCAGCUGCUGCUGCAGGACUUCGUAGCUUUGCUGCAGUCACUUGCUGCUGCUGUGAGGGACCUUAACUUGCUCUACAGAUACAAGCAGCAGCAGCAGCAGCAGCAGACGGGGUAG
Molecule: messenger RNA, 912 nt
Organism: Eimeria tenella
Lineage: Eukaryota; Apicomplexa; Conoidasida; Eucoccidiorida; Eimeriidae
Exons: 4
Coding region: 1-912 (303 amino acids)
Source: RefSeq, a predicted model, not a curated record